This is a messenger RNA of Sardina pilchardus (European sardine), 5181 nucleotides long. RefSeq lists its product as uncharacterized. The transcript has 2 exons. The coding region runs from base 291 to 3725 and encodes 1144 amino acids. Gene Ontology annotation, molecular function: RNA polymerase II transcription regulatory region sequence-specific DNA binding; DNA-binding transcription factor activity, RNA polymerase II-specific. Gene Ontology annotation, biological process: regulation of transcription by RNA polymerase II. The record is from RefSeq and is a predicted model, not a curated record. Lineage: Eukaryota; Metazoa; Chordata; Actinopteri; Clupeiformes; Clupeidae.
CGCUUACGCAAAGCACCCACAAUGCCUGCAAAACAACCACACCUUGAUACACAGUUGCAUGCCUAACUACGACCGUAGAUUGGAAUUAUUUUCCGUUCAGAAUAUGAGGAAACGUAUAAAUUCACUAUUGUCUGAAGAGCUGCAAAAGAACGAUUGAUUGAAGGAUGAAGCUUAACCAUCCAUUUCAACCCACUGGAUAUCCAGAAGAUUCCUGACCUAAAACUCUUUGGAAUAUGUGACUUCAAGGCUGCCGACUCCUCAGGGCACAAGGAUUACGUGGGGAUAUAUACAUGACUGCUCAAAACAUGCAGCCUCCACAGAGUCAACAUUCAAAUGUUCUCAUUUCACUGGUUGGCAUAACAAACCAAGGACCUUCGCAGACAAGCAGCCAUAAGCUGUUCUGCUCCAAAUGUCGCUUUUCCACCAAGGACCAUGACCUCUUUGAGCGACACUUGGCUCAGCAUGCAGGGGUCACCUUUACUUGUAACAUGUGUGGCCACAUCUCAUAUACUAAAGUGGAGUCUCAGCGGCAUGCCGUGCAACACUCCGGAAAGUUCCCAUUCAAGUGUGACUUCUGCAGCUAUGGCGCGGUGAGACGAGACUAUGUGGUGAAGCAUGUCCAACGAGUACAUGCCAAGAAGAAAGUGGGUCCUUAUCAGGACGGAACGCAGAAUGUUCUAAUAAUGGGAGAUGUGUCUAUAGCAUCUGUUCCCAAAGUAGGACUGCCAACUUUUAUAGAUGUCACUGAACAGACAGCUAAAGCAUCUAGUCAGGCUUUUGAUAUGGUGCCAAAUUGGAUGCCUUUGACAGUGAGUCAGCCACAGAGGAACAGCACAAGCCAUUUGGGCAGUAUGUUGAGCCAGCAAGUCACAUCAAACAAAUUUCUCAAUCCACAGAGCCAGUAUGUUGGUGUUACUUCAAAAACAGAGUGUGUGUCAACAAAUCUGAAUUCUGCUGGUGGACCAAACCAGAUUAUCAGUAUAACUCCAAUUAGGAUUCCUAAUGCAGCAAAUAACGCUAAUGGCAAUGCAGCGAACAUCAAUCUUCCAGUGGGAAAUCAACCAAAAUCUUAUACAGGCAAAGUCCUCACAAGCUUGAAACAUUCCACAGGUAUUGCCCCAGAUGUGUAUAGUGUUAUCCCUAGUCAAGCCAUAUAUACAGCUACUCCUACUACUCCAAACACAUCAAAUUACUCAGAUCACCGAACACCUCCAAUAAUCCUACGGAAAACUCUGCAGAGAUCAGUGGACAUGAUUCCCAAUAUAACCAACAGAAAUCUUCCAGCAUCCAAUGUUGCUACAAAUGGGUUUAGUGCUAUCCCCAGACAGUCACUACAUUUGGGUACACCUAAUACUUCAACCACACUGAAACACUCAACUGGCAGAACACCUCCAAACAUCCUACGGAAAAGUCAACAGCGUUCAACAGGAAUUGGUCCAAAACCAUCGUAUGUGUUUAAUAAUAGUGUUGCAAAUCAGGCUUGUGUUGGGUCAUCAUCAAACACAAUUCCUAUAAGUAUGAGUCAGGCCCUUUUAGGUCCUUCAAAAAUGACGGUUUUGUCAAAUCAGACCACCAGACCAACUCUAGGUGCAGUUUCUAAUGUGCCAGGAAAGAUGAUUACUCUGACUUCAAAUAGGCCCCUAGCUUCUGCAAUAGCCUCAUUAGGUCGUUUAACAAACAGGACUGCCAACACAGUGGGCCAAUCACUAAAUCCCCAAAACCGAAACACAGAAUGCCAGAUCGGGAGUAAAACUUCAGAGUCUUUCCUGCAACCUUUAGCCCUUCAGGGGAAAUGUCUCCCUCAUAUAAUCAGUAAGCCUGAGGUGGUAUCACCUGUCCAGGUGGAGCUGCUGGAGCCAUUGAACCAGCCAAUUCACCACGACCGUACUCUGACUGUUUCUUACCCAGAGGAGAUCAGCAUCCCCCCAGGUAGCCUGGUGGAGUUGGUCGAAGUGAAAACUGUUAACGGCACCCAGGAGUUGCAGUUUAGGAUCGUGCCACAGCAGUCUGUAGGACGUUCAGAUAAGAACGCCUCAAAUGCUGCAGUUGCUGCUCCGAUUCCUGCACCACCUGCUGCUCCAAGUACAACCUUCAAGGAAGUUGUGUAUAGGGAUAAAAGGCUGAGUGAGAUGGAGACUUGUCCAAAGAUGGACUCAGGUCAGACUCCUAUUUCAAAACCUAGUUUUCUUAAAACAUCCAGUGCACCCAUCGCCACUUUGAAAACACACUCUGACAUUAGGGUUAAUGUGAAAGAAGAACCACUUGAACAUGACUGUUUUCUUGCACCUGUGUCACAAGAGUUGAAUAAAGGGUGUGGAUCACAGGCUAACUCUGUAAGCAUAACUACUCGUCUCCCAACUGCUGCACUCCGACAGAGAAAUUCCUCACAUUCUUUACUUUCUCAUAAUAAGCUGCCUUUUGCUAGCAACAAAAGUUCAACCUCUGGUGGACUUCUCAGAGACAGCAAGGUUCCUGAAACCUCAGUGGAGAUGCAUAGAGACUGUAAUGGCGAGGUAAGGGAAGCUGAGGGCUUGCCUGUAAUCUUAUCUGUAUAUUCACUGGAAUAUAGUCCGAAGAGUGAAGAGUUUCCACGUGUAGUUGAGAGAAGGCCGACACAUGGUAUUGGUGUAAACAACUAUGAGACCUACACAUCUGCUGAGGAUUGUGCCGAUAACCUCUUGGUUCCAGGUCAGUCGUCAGUUGGAGAAACAUUAAGCCAGUAUUUGCGGCAAGAGGGGGAUUAUGCAACGCCACCAGCCAAAGCGAGGCCUAUGGACAGGCCAGAGAAUGAAAAUAACAGACACAAACUGAAUACACACAUUGAAAGGCCUGCCUGGGCGUCACCAACUCAAGUGUUGGUGAAGAGUAAUCAAACUGACACACCCAGUACUGCUACAGACUCAAAUUCCAGUUUGGAUUUCACUGGAUGUAAACCAGCAGAGCCACACCCAACUCAUAGACAACCACAAACAUGUUUAUAUCUGCCUGACACUGAAGCCAAAGGAAGAACAAACUGUGAGGCACAUGUUAGUAGUUCUGAACAGAAAUCGUAUGAGCAGCUAUUCACACUGGUUCCAAAAGUGUCUUUAGUAAGGAUUUCAGAUAAGCAUCUCCCACCUUCUCAACCUGAGAGACAAUCAGAAAAGCACACAGAGAAUGACACUUUUACAGCAAGACCAGUCCUGUCCUGUGCCUCCAAUUAUCAGAACAUCUCUGUCCACCAGCAGGCCUGUCACGAAGUUCUCAAGCUUCGCCUGAAAAGGAAAAAGUGUGAGUCCGAGAAUGACUCAUGCGAUAUCUUUGAAGCACUGGUAACACCACCGACUCAGACAAACGUUGAGCCAUUCAUUUUUCCAGAAGAGAGGCAACAGAAAGAGAAGAUGUCUGCUAAACGCCGGAAGCUCAGUGGCAUUGUGAUCUCACAAAGACUUUGUCUGACUCCUGUAAAGGACGAUCAGCCUGUGAAAUGCCCAGGCCCCAACCAGCCAGUGGUUGUCCUCAACCAUCCACACCCACUGGCUCUGAGGUUAGGAAGAGGCCUACAGUCACCAGUAGACAGAGGAAUCGCCCCACUGCGCAUUGUCUUUUCUAGAGACACUCACAGAAUUGUACCAGAAUUUGUGAGGUCCCCGUCAUUAAAAAUGAAGUUUAAAAAAGUCCAGGGUAACCAGUACCAAGUUACUGAGCUGUUGGCUGAAGGGAUUUCUGACAAGCUGAUUUUAUGAGUCUGACCAUUUUCACCUACAUUAGGUGUGAAGACACUGGGCUUCAGGUUUAAGAACCUGUGAAUUACAGCCAUGUGUACAUAUCUCUUUACAGUAUGUAAAAAAAAGUCAAGUUAAAGUUUUUAAAGUCUUGAUAAAGCAAAUGGCAGACAAUUUUAAGGUGUUAUUUUAUAUGACUUAAAUAAAUCAUUUUGUAUUGAUGAUAGCGUUAUUACUCUGAUGUGUAGUGUCCCUCUCUUAUGUUGUGCUCUAACGUUCGCUGUAGUGUUGCCUCUGGAUUGCACUUUUUGAGUGUUGUCUGCCCAUGCAGAAGUUGAACCGGAUAAAUAAUGCAACUUUCUACACUGUCCAAUCUGAAUAGCUCGAUUAUUACUUGAAUUGGAAGUUUUCAUUCAGUGUGUUUGUUUGAGUCCAAUGGAUCAAUUUAGCCUGGUAGUAAACCAGAACCUGAAAUCUUUCAGAUAAAGGAUCUGGCCACGAAUAAUGAAAAUGGCCCAACUCGAGGGGCGGCACCAAGCAUGCAUUAGAAGACCUCACUGCACGCAAUUGGAUAACACAACCAAUGUUUAGUCUGACUGAUUCUGGACUUUGACGCAAUUGGAUAAUACUACGACCAUUUGAUUUGAUUUGAUCUGAUUUGGUUGGUUACUGCAGAUGGUUGCGUAAACGUAACAUGCAUCAUUGCUCGUGGCCAGAGUAUCUUCUGGACACAAUUCAACUUGUGCUCUCGCGAGAACCCUCUGAUUUCCAGGGUAUUUUUGGCUUGAGAGUAACAAUGGCAUAAGUCACGAACAUCUCUGAGCCUGUAGGUCUUUUUAUCUAUCCUCCCUUCCUUCCUCUGUCCUCUUCUCACUGAUCUAGAUAAAGAAUGAUGGGGUGGCAACAAUAGGAUACUCUAUCCAGUGUUCUUUAUAGAUCAGCGGGAUCGAGGCGGAGGGCUGAGGAAGGAAGGAAGGGAGGAUAGAUAAAAAGAUUUAUUAGAGGCACCCAUAGUUUCCUCUGGGGACAAUAAAGUGUACCUUACCUUAAAAAUCGCCAGUCAAUGUCCUGCCCUCACCUUUCUGUUUGCAUGGCUGUUAGUGUUAAGUUAAGUUAAGUAUUAGAAUGGUGGACAAACAAGUGAAAGAAGUCUAUUUUGCUGCUUGUUAUAUGACCAUGAGUAGAAUGGUGUCAUUUUAAGCAUACUGUAUAUCAAUGAAGAAAGUUUUAAGGUGAUGAGACACAGGGCAAACUUGCAGGUGUUGUUGAAGCAGGUCUCCAUUGAUGUUGAGCUUUUUUUUUCUUUAGAGAUCGUAUUACAGAGUCAGUUUUCAUCUGAAAUUUAAAAUACCUGACCAAAACAUUGAAACCUUCUGUAUUGCACCCGAGACUCACAAUGUGUUAAGUAACCGUCUUGCCAUGUCCGUGUCAGUAUGUACUUUAUUACAAUGUAAAUAAAACUGGUUCUUUUGUAUUU